Molecule: messenger RNA, 1461 nt
Organism: Cryptomeria japonica (Japanese cedar)
Lineage: Eukaryota; Viridiplantae; Streptophyta; Pinopsida; Cupressales; Cupressaceae
Exons: 3
Coding region: 1-1461 (486 amino acids)
Molecular function (GO): RNA-DNA hybrid ribonuclease activity; nucleic acid binding
Source: RefSeq, a predicted model, not a curated record
AUGUGGGAAGAGGUUGUCAAUAAGUGCAAAGCCAAAUCUGCGUCAUGGAAAAAUAAAUGGCUUUCGCAGGUAGGACAAAUACAGAUGAUAAAAUCUGUUUUAUUUGCAGUUCCUGUCUAUUACAUGUCUUGCUACAAAUUGUCUUGCAAGGCUUCAUUGAAAUUAGAUGGAAUGCUCAAAAAGUUUAUUUGGGAAGGUUUGAAAGAGGAAAAAAAGAUCCCUUUAAUCAAUUGGGAAACUGCCUGCAUGCUUAAGGAGGAAGGUGGGGCAGGUAUUAGGAAAAUGAAUUUCCAGAACUUGGCACUUGGUGCCAAACUUGCUUGGAAAAUGUAUAAUUUUCCCCAUAAAGGCUGGUGCAAGUUGAUGGCUACCAGAUAUUUGGACUCGAAUGAGCUAGAGAGAAUAUUUACACUGGCCAACUUGAUUGGAGGUUCACCGAUAUGGAAAUUCAUUUGGGAAAGCAGGAAGAUCUUAACAGAUCAUCUCACAUGGAGGAAUGGUAAUGGGCGCAAAGCAAAGUUUUGGAGGGAUUCUUGGAUUGGAGAGGAAGCGUUGGCAGAUGUGAUUGAGGAUCAAGAUUGGAUCAAUCAAAUUGAGGCAGUCAUGGGAGUUUAUGUGGCAGAUUAUGUUGAUGUGAAUUUCUCUCCAAAUUCUCCUAUCUCGUGGAAAAGGGCUGGAGAUUGGCAAAGCGAUCACAAUCUGAAGUUGGUUGAUAUACUUAAAAGCAUGAAGACUUUCAUUAUGAAUGAAAAUUAUUCUCUUGUUUGGAAUGCUGCCAAAUCAGGUAAAUAUAAGGUGAGUUUGGGAUACGAAUUGCAAAGAAAGAGGCAGAAGGAUUGCAAAUGGCCUGCCAUUCUAUGUUGGGACAAAAGGGUGUUGCCUAAAACUGGUGCCCUCCUAUGGAUUGCAUUGCAUGGAAGGAUUCUUACAUGCGACAAACUUAAAACAAUAGUUAGAGACGAUAAAGGUAUCCUAGUAGGGGCAAUAUGUGGUCCUGUGGGAAUUGCUACUAAUAAUGUAGAGGAAAUCACUGAUUUAGAGGAAGGUUUGAAAUGGGCCUCAUCUAAUGGAGUUUCGAAGGUGAUGAUAGAGGGUGAUUCUCAAGUCAUCCUAAGCGGGAUUAUCAAAAAAGGAUUUUGGCGGUUAGAUGCAUGGAUCCUGAGGAUAAACUGUUUGCUUCAAAAGUUGAUGGAUUGCCAAUUUCACCACAUCUUCCGUGAGGGCAAUCAAGUGGCGGAUUUUCUAGCUAACCGAGGCAUUGCCGAGACUUUACCAACAGUCAUGUUGACAACAGAUGUUGGGAACAGAUAUCUUCAGAAUAUCCUGAACAAAGACAGAGCUCAUUUCUCAAGGACGGAGACUUUGGAAGAUCAUUGUGAACGUCUCUUUGAUAUUGAUACAGAAGGUCAAAUUGUCAUUCAAGGUUUGCUAGAGGAUGCGUACAGUGAGGAGAGGCACUGA